UUUGUUUUGAGCAGGAAUAGAGAAGCCAUGGAUUCCAAAAUUUCAAAGACAACUCAAAGUCUUACCACUGCUGAGGACAUGAGGAACCAAACCAAACUUAUGAUGCAGCCCUAUGCCAACUGGGAAGAGUAUCUGACUCCAGCUCCACUGUCCAUAGCCAUCAUGGGAGAGCUGGUUUUCAUCUCGUCCUCAACAAAUUUUUCCAUCAAUAAAAACUCCCCCAAAGUUGGCUACAAAUUCAUCAAAUACCCUGAUUCCUUUCGCGCUUGCCUCAUGCAAGUGUGUAACUCUGGUUGGUGGGCAUUUAAUGAGGCCCAUACGAGCAUGGAUCAGAUUCGCCUUCAUACUGCCCAAGUUCCAGAUUACAUGAAGACAGCUGUGAAGAUUCUGUUCCAAGGCGAUGAUGAAGUUGUCAAAGCACAUCUUCCUGAUCAGCUGGACAAUAUCAGAGUCAUUGCAGAUGAAUGUCUGGAGUUGUCUUGUGCAACUGAAAAGCGUUUCACUGAUGUCAUUAAUAUCAUCCAAGAGCUGCUAGAAGCAUGUGUGAAUGCAGAGCACUUCUAUGGGGAGGAGAUGUCAGCAAUCAAGAAGAAACUAGAAGAGAGCAAACUGAGGAAGCAGUCAGCAGAAGAAACCCAGAAAAGGACUGAGAAGGCAGUGAAUGCCAUGGAGAAGCAACUGGAUGAGGCUCAUGAGAGCUACAAGAAAGCCAUGGAUUCUCUCCCUGGUGGAUGGGAAAUGAUUGGCAUGGAUUUUGUUGGUGGGAUAACACAGAGCAUUACAGGCCUGGUUAAUGGACUUACAUCUAUUAUUAGUCACCCAGUGAGAAAUGCGUGUUCUGCAACAACAAAGAUCGCUGAUACUUAUAACAACAUUAGAGAUCAGGAAAGUGCAAGAGAUAUGGUUGCUGAAAUAAACGCAUAUUGUAAGUCUAAUGAAAUAUUACAUUGUGUGCAGAAAAUCCAGCAGGAAAUGAAAGUAAAUAGUGAGGAUGAUGAGAUUGCCUGGACAAAUCUCUAUGAUCAGAAGAAAAAAAUUACAAAAACGAAUUUCAUGGAAGAACAGUUCAAAAGAAUCAACAGUGAUUUACAGAAAAUCCCUGACUGCCGAGUAAAGAAACAAGCUAAAAAGUUAUGCAAAAAGGGCAUGGACAUAUGCAACCAGCUGGCAAAAUAUGCACCAGAUGGCAAAUGUGACAAACGCACAAGCAUCAAGAUAAUACAUGAGGUCUUGGAAUUGGUCAAGUCGGCCCAAGUUUUUGAUUGCAAAAGCAAAGACAUCACAAAUUCUCCAGCCAUUUCUCCAAAACUACCAAUGAUGCAAAAAGAAGAAAACAAGUCAGAGAACUCGAGUGCUUCACAGAGGGCCACAGAGAAUGCACGAUUCGCUAUAGAGCAGAACCGAGCUCAGAUGAACAAGACAAGAGAGACCUAUGAAAAGUGUGUGGAGAACCUAGAGAAGAACCAGAAGGAACUAACUGAUAUCCUGGUCACAAUGAGAAAUUGUGAACUGAAAGAGAUCGACUUCAAGACUACAAUAGAGAUGCUGGUCAAGGGAAUGGAUGCCAUGGGGAGAGUGAAGGAGCAGUGGGAGAAGAUGGUUCACUUCUUUCAGAUGGUUUCUAACAUUAUAAAAACCAGCCUGAGCAAAACUCUCAAACACUUUGUCUCAACAUCUGAGAAAACACAAGCCCUCUCUUACAAUGCAAAGCUCUUCUCAAAAGAUCUGCUAUACUCUCAGGCCUUCCAAGCCUGUAACAUUGCUAGUCUGGUUCAUAUGAUCUCUGGAACAUACACAGAUGUUUCUAACAAGUACCUGAUGGACCGUGUCAGUUCACUGGGCAAACUGAUGGCCAUGGAUAAAAGUAAACCAGAAUUUGAGCAUGAGCGGCAACAGCUGCAGAACUCCUGUGAUGAGGCACAAAAAGGCAUUUUAAGGCUUGUCCUGAAGAAUAAAGAGGAAUUUGACAGGAAGAGCACUGCAAGACAAGAAAAGAUUGAUCGAGAGCUGCUUGCCAUUCUGCCUGCUGCUCCUCCAGAGCAAAUCAAGAGUACUCAAGAGGCUGUUAAAGCCGGAUUCAGUGAGGAAGAAGAAGCAUCAUACUACUGAGAGAAUCUACCAAAUAUUUGACAAGCUUGCUAUGCAAGAUAAUACUACCAUAGUUAAGAUUUAAGCUUUUCUGUCCAGUAACAUGCAGUCACGACAGCUCAAUUUAUCUCCAUUAACAGAACACAGAAGACAAUUGAUACUGAAACGUUUAACACUGUCAAUCCAAAUUAGAUUAGUAUGUCUAUAUAGGAAAGGAUUUUAAAAGCUGAGUUAGAAAAAGUUGUUGUCUUCUGUUUAAAUUUAAAUUUCAUAUCAUAAUAACAUAAUCAUAUCAUAUAUAGCUUGCAAAUGAUUCUUACUAAAAACAUAUGCAUGGUUGUAUGAUCUGUAAUGGAAAGUGGAAGUGACAGGAAGUGUUUGCUUUUAAUAAAUCUGUUUGUUUCAUUUGCUUUUAAACUUGUUUAGAAGAAACCUAUGUAGAUUGUUUUUUUGUGUGAAUCCUUUUUUUAGUGAAUCCUUUUAGGUGGCUGUGUAUGAUAAAAUUGUCCUUGAAUGACUAUUAAUCAGCCUACAUUUUAUGCAUUGCUGUUACUAAACGCAUCCUUAGUAUAAAAUAAAUAUUACUAUACUAC
This is a messenger RNA of Rhinichthys klamathensis goyatoka, 2681 nucleotides long. RefSeq lists its product as uncharacterized. Lineage: Eukaryota; Metazoa; Chordata; Actinopteri; Cypriniformes; Leuciscidae. The record is from RefSeq and is a predicted model, not a curated record. The coding region runs from base 28 to 2109 and encodes 693 amino acids. The transcript has a single exon.